Molecule: messenger RNA, 1518 nt
Organism: Neospora caninum
Lineage: Eukaryota; Apicomplexa; Conoidasida; Eucoccidiorida; Sarcocystidae
Exons: 8
Coding region: 1-1518 (505 amino acids)
Biological process (GO): tRNA modification
Molecular function (GO): RNA binding
Source: RefSeq, a predicted model, not a curated record
AUGGUGUCUCCGGGGAUUGCCGUCUCGAAGGGUGAGGAACUGCGCAGUCUCUGGUCGCCUCAGCAAGCGAGAGAGGAGCGCAAAAUCGGGAAAACUCGGAGACUGCUUGCCGUCGACGUCGGGGCUGCAUGCAUGCACGACUCUCUUCCGGAUUCUUUCGCUGCUCGCAUUCUUCCCUUCUUCAUUUUGCCUCAUCGUCUCCAGCUUUCUUCUUUUGGUCAUUUUCCGAUGAAGCGACAAGGCGGGCCAUUUCCCCCUGCGCGCCGCGGUGGGGGCAGAGGCGGUCGAGGCGAAGGCGUCUCGUUUUCCGAGAAGCGCCGGCGCCUAAACGUGGAUACCUCCGGCUGCAAGGGCGUUUUCCUGACCACCAAUACCGGCGAGAGACAGGCCGUGCGCGAGUUCAUGAACUUGAUGAACCAGGCAAGUCCAGAGAAAGCGUCCGAAGCUUUCCUGCGACCGCGGGGAGCAGAACGCGGCGCUGCAGAUGAAGUCACCGAGGCGUUAGCGUCUGAACUCGCGUCGUUGCGAGAAGGCCAGAAGCGUUUCGUUCCCAUGAAGGAUCUCCUCAAGGGCGCGAUCUUCAUUCAAUUCACCCGAGAAGAAGAUGUGCCAUCGGUGCUUCUUCAUGGGCUCAUGGAGCGCGUCCUCGCGCAGCCGGGCGUCUUCUCUUGCAGGCACAUUUCGCGCAUGGUCCCUGUGGACGUCACCGCCCCGCCCACGUUGGAAGGUCUUCUCUCCAUCGCCCGGCCUCUGGUGGCGAAAACGAUGCCUCAUUCCCGCGCAUCUGAGCGCGUUGAUUCUGGCGAGAACGCGAAGGCACUCUCCAGCGGCGAGACGCCAUCUGGAGAGAAAUCGACGGAGAAGGAAGGAACGGCAGACGGCGGAGACAGAAAAGCGGCGACGCAGAAGGCAGCCGGAGAGGCCGCUUCAAACGAUAGGGAGGAAGGGAAGACAGCCGCUGAGGGCGGCGACAGGUGUGCAGAGCCUGAAGCAUCUACUCGGAAGAAUACGGAGGGAAGGGAGCAAAGCGGAGGGAGUGCGGAAGGUGCUAGCGAGGCGAAAGAGGGACAACCGACCGGAAAGGACCAAGCCACAGGAGACAAUGCAGAGCCAACCAAGACAGUCUCCACCUGGUCGUGUCAGUACACCAGCAGGAGCUUCGAUACAGUGAAGAAGCAAGCUGUCCUCGACCUCCUUGCUGACGAAGUUGGACCCGCCUACAAGGUCAACAUCAGAGAAUCGGAGUUCUCUAUCGUCGUCGAAUGUAACCCGAUCUUCUGCGGGGUCUCGAUCGUCCGCGACUACGGGAAGUUCUUCCGGUACAACUUACAUCGCUGCUGCCACUCCGACCAAGAGAAGGACACUCAGAGCAGCCGUUCCGAUCCGCCCCGUGAGGAGCUCGAUUCCUCUUCGGAUGCUCAGAACGCGGCGCCUUCCGGCUCUCUGGAUUCUGCGCAUGCAGUCGCGGGGCCCGAGGCUUUUGAGGGCCCCGGCGCGGCCGGCGAGCAGAAGAACUGA